Sycon ciliatum is the source of this 2770-nucleotide messenger RNA. RefSeq names its product mRNA-decapping enzyme 1A-like. The transcript has 7 exons. Bases 105 to 1958 code for a protein of 617 amino acids. Gene Ontology annotation, cellular component: P-body. The record is from RefSeq and is a predicted model, not a curated record. Gene Ontology annotation, biological process: deadenylation-independent decapping of nuclear-transcribed mRNA; positive regulation of catalytic activity; deadenylation-dependent decapping of nuclear-transcribed mRNA. Gene Ontology annotation, molecular function: enzyme activator activity; mRNA binding. Lineage: Eukaryota; Metazoa; Porifera; Calcarea; Leucosolenida; Sycettidae.
UGACACUGUCUUGCAGUUGAAAGGGCAAUGCCCUGUUGUUCAGUUUAUCAAAAUAUAAAACAUUGUCCAGGCUAAGAGGCCUUGUUCCUCAUCCUAUUUUGAGGAUGGCGUCAGGCCAAGAGGGUAAGAAGAAGAAGAAGCAGCAGCAACAGCGCCAGGCUCAGGCCACGAAUACUUCUAAUGAGACGAAAAAGGAGGAAGCAGAUAGCCAAAUCAAUUUGCAGGCUGUGCUCCGACUCGAUCCGUCAGCGUUGAAUAUUUGCCACGUUGUGCCGCAGGUUACUCUUUACGAGUUCCAAUCUUCUCAGUGGGUCAAGGUUGAUGUGGAGGGGACGCUGUUCGUAUACCGCAGGAAAGGAAUCCCAGUGCACCAUCUGUUGUUGAUGAAUCAGUUAAAUACUCGGAAUGUGACUGAGCCCAUUACUGCACGUCUUAAUCUUCAGAUAGCCAGUAAUUUCCUCUUGUACCGGAGUAGUGCCAACGAUGCUAUUUUUGGCCUCUGGGUGUCAGAUUCGGACGAGCAGCAUGCCCUCGGUAAUGUUAUCCAGCAAUUGAUGGAUGAGUCUGAGAAGACACUGGCAAAAGCGCAAGAGGGAGCUGCGUCAUCACAACAGCACCAGCCACCAGCAACGACAGCAAGUACAACGGAGGGCAAGGUGAACGUUCUCGCGUUGCUGAAUGAAGCCGCUCGCAACUCCCAGGGCGCUCAGCCAGCCGUAUCUACAGCGGCAGCACUGCCCGAAACACCGACCAGACCCUCCAAGUCGUCUGGCUCGGCCAAGCCCAGCGUCACACCAGUCUCGAUGCCACGCGGCAGUCAGAAAGCCACCGGUGCACAGCAGUUCGCCAGCGGCUCUCCGGCUGUGGCAAUGGCAGCAGCCUCGGCCAAUGUCGUUCCCAUGAUCAGCUCGCCGUUCGCCACGCAGCUACCCAUGCCAUCGCAGGUGGGCAUGACCGAGAACACACCGGUGCUGCAGCAGCAGCAGGCUCCUGUGGCGGUGCUGCCGCACAGCAGAACCACACCGGCACAGGCUAUGCAGACGGCGUUCAACUCGAUGAUGCAGGGCGAAGGCCGUGCGCCGCCGACAAUGGCCAUGUCCACUGCCUGUGCCUCCGUUACCACCACACUACCGUCCAGCAAUCACCAGCCGAGAGUUCCAGUAGUGCCAGCAGCUACUGCAGUGGCACAACUUAACGGCGGUGUUGCUUCAAGCACCGUCCCAGUCCUGCCGUAUGGUGUUACCAAUGCUACGACUGUCAUGGCUACUCUUCCCAACCACCACCAUCACCAACAGCAGCCUGUUGCAGUUGCCCCUGCGUCAGCUCUGCCGGUGACUGGCUACUCGCAUGUGAACGCAGCGCCGGUUUCCACUGUGGUCGACUUGACCAACAGCCUGAGUGGCUCUCCGCCACUCAGCACGGCCAUCAGUACGCCGCUACCGUAUGCAGUUGCUUCGGCAUCCGCCACACCUCUGUCCGCCAAUGUGCACGCCGUCCGUCAGGUGUCCCAGCCAUUCGUGGCUGGCUCGGCAGCUCCCUCUCCGCAGCUUGGCUCCACCGUGGGAGUGAAGUCAGUGCCCAACAGCGCCACACGGAACAUGACCGUAUCUAUGAGCAGCAAGUCCGACUUGAUGCUGCCCGGAGAUUUCCAAUCGUCACCUAGCGCCGAGCCACAGCCCGCUCCACACUUCACCGGCAGUCCGCCGCUACGCGUCGUCUCGGCCGAGUCGCGCUCGUCACGAGCCGCCAGUCUCGGCGCUGUGUCGCUGCCGUCUUCCGCCACCCCCGCUCCGUUCCAACGCGCCCCCAGUCCGCCGCUGCAAGACAGCCUGCAGGGUCUCACGCUGGAGCAGAUGCAGCAAGGGCUCGUGCAUCUGAUCAAGCACAACCCCCAGUUCAUGCACACGCUGCAUGGCGCCUAUCUCGAAAGCCUGAAUCCACGCGCAAAUUCUCACUGAGACCCUGCACCGCUCUUCACUUUUAAGGUUUCUAGCGCCUGUCGCAAUGUCGUAUUCCCUUUGGGAUGGUUUAGCUGCUCAGCUACCAGUGGUGAAACCGGGCUGGUUCCCGUUUCCUGGUCUUUCUAGAGCAUCUUCCCCUUCCUGGUUGAAGAGAUUGCAUGUGCUCCUUUUUCACACUGGAUUCCACCACAUUGGUCUCGUCUCAUCAAUGUAUAUAUCUCAUCGUAUUUAUGUAAUCUAAAUGUCUUCUUAGUCUUACUGCCCCUGUUGCUAGUAUUAGAACUCACCGCUUGCACUUAGCUAGUAUAUGCCCCUGCCUGUUGUCUGUUUGUUGUUGCUCCCUUAUCUACGCUUGUUCGUAGACGUGCCUGCUUACUCCUUCUGCCUGCGCUCUUUCCGCGGAAGUGACGGAUAUUCCCCGUGCAUGUACUAUUGGCGGUUGCCUCCUUCACGUGGCCAACUUUGUAAUCGUCUACGUUGUUGAGAUUCUGCAUUUUCACACUGCUUUUUAGUUUUCCGAUUGCAGUGUGUCGUAUCUUCUUGGUUCGGAUUGACAAAUUUUAGCCGUUUUAUUUUUAUCUUUGCUUUCCGCCGCCCAUGGUGUGCUACGCCGGUUGAGCUUGGUUUUUAUUUUUGUUAUCAUCGUACAUGUAAUAAUGCUAUUUCUAUUUCUUUUUCUUUUCCUCUCUCCUGACUUCAGUCUUUCCGUCUUUUCUCCUUCUCUCUUUCUGAGCAUCCUCUGGCUCGCCCCUCCUAAGUCUAGUCUGUUCUCACCUGUCGCUCUGCAGGCAUCCCCCUGGAUGCCGCCA